This is a messenger RNA of Sipha flava (yellow sugarcane aphid), 2094 nucleotides long. RefSeq names its product rhodopsin, GQ-coupled-like. The record is from RefSeq and is a predicted model, not a curated record. Gene Ontology annotation, cellular component: plasma membrane. The transcript has 4 exons. Lineage: Eukaryota; Metazoa; Arthropoda; Insecta; Hemiptera; Aphididae. Gene Ontology annotation, molecular function: G protein-coupled receptor activity. The coding region runs from base 37 to 1086 and encodes 349 amino acids. Gene Ontology annotation, biological process: adenylate cyclase-activating G protein-coupled receptor signaling pathway; inflammatory response; positive regulation of cytosolic calcium ion concentration.
UCCGCGCAGUCCGCAGAACACGAUCGCCGGAUCACGAUGGUAACGCCGAACUCGACCGUAGUGUCCGCGAUAAUGCCGAGCACCGUGUCGCCCGGGUUCCGGAUGGCCGUCGUGGUGCCGUUCAUCGUCGGCAUAUUCGGCAACCUGUUGGCGCUGUUGAUCCUGCGCCGGAUCCGGAGCAGCAGCAACCAGAAGCACGGGUUCCUGUUGCGGUGCUUGGUCACCAACGACUGCAUCGCACUCACCGGCAUGUUCCUCAUGUUCGUCGUGAAAACCCUGUGGCCGGACGUCAAGAGGGACGUGUGGAUGUGCCGGUUCCUGGUCCUGUGGCGGUUCUUCGGGCUGAGCUCCGGUUGCGUGGCCAUCGUCAUGGCCGUCGAACGUUGGCUGGCCCUCACCAAACCGUUUUUCUACCAACGACACAUUAGCCUUCGUUUGUUGAAGCGAAUGAUAAUCAUUCUAUGGUUAGUAGUAUUGUGUUUGGUAUGUGCCCCGUUCAUCGGGUUCGGUGUGUACUGGGACGCUCAAAAGCAGAGUUGCAGACGUCCUCGAGACGCCGAAGAACCAAUGGACGUGUUGUACAUAUAUAUAUUAUACAGCUUUGGUGUAUUUUUGUGCGUCGCAAUAACGUACACGAAUUUGGCCGUCAUGAAAGCUCUGUGUAUGAAAGAUAGUCCUCUCAACAAACACAACAUGCUGUUGAGACGCACAAGCAACGGGAUGUCGCUCGCGUGCAACGCGGCCACCAGGGAAGAGAGAUCGUUCGGCUGGCUCAUGUUUUUCUUAUGCGUCGCGUUCGUCGUCUGUUGGCUCCCGCAAUUGAUAGCGGUGCCGUUGACCAGGAUCGUGGCGAACGAGAACAAGCUGAAGCCGCUGCUGUACGUGGCCGACAUACUGCUGGCACUGCACUUCGCGCUGGACCCGUACCUGUACGUGCUGCACCACUGGCAGCUGAUCAAGUCGAUUUUUUUGCGGCCGGCACACGGUGACAUCCACCGGAACAGCAGCAGCGCGACUGUGAGCCGAAGCGGUUCCAUGCGAACGUCAUAUGACUACGCGCCCAGCACGCAGCCGCAGCCGAUUUGACACGGCGGGUGGGCCCGUUGCACGUGUGAGCUUGUUGCGCGCGUGCGAUGUGUGAGCACGUGGCGCUUCGCUGUGCGUAUGGGCGCGCGUCCCGUUAAUGCGGAUUAUAUGAAUAUUUCGGUUUCGCGACGGCCAUCGAACCGCCGCCGCCGCUUUUUUCGCGAACGAUACGCGUGAACAAGGGCGGACCUGGUAUCGUGGGGCCCGAGAGCUUAAUCAACUGGACUUAUCGCAUAUCGACAAAUAAAUGUUUUCGGUCAAUAGUGCUCAAUCCGUUUCGAUUCACAUUGGUCAGAUAGUAAAUUAAUGGUGUCUUAUUUAAUAAUAAUAGUUAUAAUAAUAAUAUUUUAACAACAUGUAACAACAUUUUGUAUACGAAUACCUAUGCAUACAUUUUUUUUUAUUAUGACACUAUCGAAGACCCGAAAUGCGAAUCUCCUUUGCCUCCUUGGCCAGUCCACCCCAGGAUAUAAUAAUUGAGGGGGGGGGGUGAUAAGUACGUCUUCGACGUUAUUGGACACCGUGGACAGUGCGUUCAUAACAAAUCUCUAGUCAAUUUCCCCCGUUCGGUUCACGAAGCUUACGGUUUUCGCGGACGGUAGGAAAACAAUUUAAACGGUUUUAAAUGUACCGAAUUAUUGCAUAGUAUGAAAACGGUGUUCGUGUAACGUUGCUCAGGGGAAAUGUUCGCUUUAAACGCAGUCUGCACGCACGCUCAUACGUACUUACGUUAUUUGAUCAUGACGCACAAAAGCAUAAUAAUCGAUGAUGUGUACAUGGAUAUAUUCACGUGUUUGUGUGUGUUUUUUUUUUGUUUUUAGUCAACUACCUGCAUACGUCCCCCAGUGGUACCGUUCCAUCCAAUAAGUACUCGCUGUUGCUAUGAUAAGCAGGGAAGUAAUCGCUAAAAAAAAUACAACUACAUUUUCAUUGAUUGAAUGAGCGAAUAGAAAUGUCUAUAAUCAAUUUUUUCUCUCUCUUUCUUUUUUUCUAUUUUGUAGUCGGUUU